AUGGCAUCGGGACAAUCGCCGCCCACCCCAGGGCCAUGGUCGGCGAACUCUAUGGCUACGACCGGGCGGUCGGAGGAGGGCGGAGGGGGCGGCUUCAACGCCUCCCGAUCCGUCAAGCUGGACGAUCUGGUGUCGCACGACCCCAACGUGGGCGGGAGAGGGGGGAGCGGACAGGGACCUGGCGGAUUCACCACCACGCCCUUGCCGGCGGUCCCCCAGACUGCUGUCACAGCUGCAAAGCCGGCGGGAGAGAUACAAUCGUCAGCAGGGCCGAGCGAAUUCGUCAAGAAGCUGUUCAAAAUGCUGGAAGAAGAGGAUGAGACGUAUGGGCAGGGAUUUGAGCCCGGUAAAUCAAGAGGGCCGGGUGGGCAGCGAGGAAGCGUCGCGUGGGCAAGAGGCGGAUCGAGCUUUGUCGUUUGGGAUAUGAACGAGUUUUCGACCAAAGUACUACCUCAAACUUUCCGCCACUCGAACUUUAGCAGUUUUGUUCGACAGCUGAACAAGUACGGGUUCUCAAAGAUCAAGCAUAUUGAUGAAGAGACUGGCGUUCUGCGGGAGAAUGUAUGGGAAUUCCAACACCCCAGCUUUCAGGCCGGUGGCGGGUCGGACCUCGAGUCGAUAAAGGCAACAGAGACCUCACCCGCUGCUGUUUUGCCACCCGCGCCUCAAUACAUACCACCUCCACAGACGGCCGCACCGCCUCCGCAAAUGGAGUUCAAUCGAUUCGCCGAGAUGGAGGCGCGAGUACGAGGGCUGGAAGAAAAGCUCUUAUCCGCAGUGGAGGACGUGCAAAAAGCAAAAAUGAGGGAGCAAGCCACCUCGGGCUUGUUGAGGGAGAUCUUGAAUCAUAUGACCGCGACUGAAAGGGCCUCAUCAUCUCCCGUCGAAACACCCGGAUCUGGUGGUCCUUCGCCGCGCAUCAGAUACAUGUGGCAGAUGUUCGAGCAGCUCACGUCUGACCAUCCCCGCCCUCAACACCCCUAUGGCUUCAUGCAACCCCCGCGACAGCCCACGUCCGCCGACCAGCCGGGUGCCACCUCAGGUACGACGGCCUCGCCACAAACGGACGGCUCGCGGAACUCAUUUGACGGGGCACCUGGAUCAACCGGUUCGGGAUCGUACUGGUACGCCCAAGCUCCUCGUGACGAGGGCGACAUCAUGCCCUCCAUCCCGGAACAGUCGACCUACCGGAUGGAAAAUGGGGCGCCAGUGUAUAAUGAGCCACCCGCGUGGCUUACCAAAGGCGUCACAGUACCCAUGCCGAUGUACCAUCGGAAAAACUCGGACGGGGUGGCGUACAGGUUGAUGAUGGAGGCUCUGGGCGCGUCAGCCGCGGGGUACAACGCGACCGAGGAUCCAUCCGAGCCGGUCAUGCCAGCCAGAGCUCGCCCUCUCCCGCAACAGACACCCCUUCGCCAGACAUCCAUCGUCCAGACUUCACCUUUCGGCACGGUCCUCAUUCCUCCCGAAUCCUCCGUCCAUCCCGCCGCUCGCGUCAAGUCCAAGGGCAAGAAAAAAGACUCGACCAAGUCCAAUGGCGAUUCUCCCAAUUCCAAGGCGGCUCGGCGUGGAAGCGUCGAUCAGCCUCACUGGAACAAGACACCUCUCAUCUUGGUGGUCGAGGAUGACAUGGUGUAUCGGCAGCUGAGCAGCAAGUUUUUAGAGAAGUUUGGCUGUGUGGUGGAGACGGUGGAGAAUGCGCACGAGGCGAUAGCCAAGAUGAACAGCACCAAAUACGACUUGGUCUUGAUGGAUAUCUUCUUUGGGCCAAGCAUGGACGGGCGGAAAGCGACCAGCUUGAUUCGACAAUUUGACUCGUACACGCCAAUCAUCUCGAUGACGUCCAACAACCAGCCUCAGGACGUGGUGUCAUACUAUCAAUCCGGAAUGAACGACGUCCUCGCCAAGCCGUUCACCAAGCAUGGUCUCUUUUGCAUCCUCGACAAGCACCUCCUUCACAUGAAGGCGCUUCAGCUCUCGGCCGAGGUCCCGCGGUCCGUCGGCGUACCGCCUCUUUCGGAUCAAAGACUGCAAGAAGCUGUCGCGCAGGGCGCGGCCGAGGCGAGCGGGCUGUUGGGAAGGGGACCCGAGAUGAGGAACCCUCUCGCAGGGAUGGGGUGGAGUGAUGACACGUACCAAAUCGUGCUCGCUCAAUUUCUCCAAACCGGGAUGAUGCCCGAUGUUUCGACAUUCAACUUCAUCACUGGACAACCUAUACCUCUCGCAAUCGGUCAGCCUGAGUCGUCGGCGUCGUCUACUAUCCAGCCCAGCGGGAGUAGCACCGACAUUUCUGGCUCGAGUGCUACCGGCGGCGCAACCAUUCGACCCAACAUGGUCUUUGGCGACUACAACAAUCGGAAGCGGAGUCUGGAGGUGGGGGACGAGGCGUGGCGAACCAUGUCGGGGGUGUCCAGCACUGAUCUGGUCACGCCUGAUGAGAUGCCCGGAGAUGAGGGUGGGGAUGCGGGGCAGCGAGGUCCCGCAGGUCAGCAGACGGGGAAGCGAACGAAGAGGGUGUAG
This is a messenger RNA of Dioszegia hungarica, 2520 nucleotides long. Its product is annotated as HSF-type DNA-binding-domain-containing protein. NCBI's taxonomy places the organism in Eukaryota, Fungi, Basidiomycota, Tremellomycetes, Tremellales, Bulleribasidiaceae. The record is from RefSeq and is a predicted model, not a curated record. Gene Ontology annotation, biological process: phosphorelay signal transduction system; regulation of DNA-templated transcription. The coding region runs from base 1 to 2520 and encodes 839 amino acids. The transcript is spliced from 9 exons. Gene Ontology annotation, molecular function: sequence-specific DNA binding; DNA-binding transcription factor activity.